Messenger RNA from Symbiodinium natans, 327 nucleotides. The record is from the annotation of a GenBank genome assembly. Lineage: Eukaryota; Dinophyceae; Suessiales; Symbiodiniaceae.
AUGGGGUCGCGACAUGUCGCGACCAAUACCCGUGAGGACAACGUGUCUGGCUUCGCAGGCAUUCCGGCCAACAUGACAGGCAUGGCAGAGAAGAUGAAGCAUGGCGGCUACCGGACGCACCUGGUAGGCAAGUGGGAUGUUGGUAUGGCCUUGCCCACACCCCGUUGGGGAAGGGCUGUGACUCGGGGCUAUUUCCAGCAUGCCAACGACUACUGGCAAGAAAGCAUGCCCUUGGCAUCCACAGGGGACGUCGACCGAUGUCCAGCCUUGGGCGGUUUUAUUUCCAAGGACCUGGACAGUGGCCAACAUCUGGCGAUGAGGAGAUAA